UCAACCCAAGCCCCUGGAUCUUUACCCUCUCAAGAAUCCAUAACCCCUUUACCCAUUUAUAAGAAUCAUUUCUUGUUUUUUUCUGCUUCACUGUUGAUUCCCAACAUUAGCCUUUUGUUCAUCAUUGUACUGUGAGGAAGAGGCUUUCUUCUUGUGCAAAGCAAAGUUUGUGUCUUUUUGCUUUUGGGUACUUCUGAAAGUGCUUGAUUUGAGGUAAAGAACUGAUUUUGAUUUAUGGGUCAGUGGAUUUUAUUGUUUUCUCAAGUGAGUCAGAUUAGUUUUGAGGAGUUAUGGGGAGUUUGUGGUAACAGAACAGAUUUUUAUAUUUAAGCUUUCAAUUUCUUGUGUUUUUGUUUGUGGAAUCUGAAUUUGCAAUUCACUGGAGAAAAUGGGUUGAGUAUGAUAUCUGGGGUUUUGAAUUUGUGAUUACUUGAAUGGUUGAAGGUUGUUCAUGGGGAUUCUUGAACUAGUCAGUGUUAACUAGUACUUUGUUGUGUUUGUGCCGGUGGGAGGUAGCAGGUAUCCUGUGAAAUAGUUGAGGUGUGUGUGUAAGCUGGUGUAAACGCUAAUGUCAUUUCAAAAAGUGCUUUGAUGUAUCUGUUGAAAGACUAGAAGAGGGGUAAGUGGAGAAGGGUAGAGGGAUGGGCCUGUUAUUCCUGAGUUUCGAAUAGGAGAGGAGUAAGUGGAGAAGGGUAUAGGGGCGGAACCAUUAUUCGUGAGUUUUGGAGGUUAGCUACUGAGGUAGAGAAAGAUGAAAAGAGGCAUAGGUGAAGAGAAAGUUAUGGGGCCUAUGUUUCCAAGGCUUCAUGUUAAUGAUACAGAAAAAGGAGGUCCAAGAGCACCUCCAAGGAACAAGAUGGCUCUUUAUGAACAGCUUAGUAUCCCUUCCCAACGAUACAACCCUGGUGAUUUGCCUCAUAACAGUAGUAACAGUGCAAAUUUGGUCCCUCCUCACUCAAGCCAGGAGAAUGAACACGAAAGAGGUGUAUUUUUCUCAAGACAACUUCCUGCAUUAAGACAUCCAGUUGCGAAACCAUAUGGACGUAGUUCUGGUUCAAAUACUCCAUUGCGGGAUGUUAAGUCUAAAAGGCAGACACAAAAGGAAGAUUUUAGAGUUCCCACUUUUGGUAACUCCAAGGAGCGUGCAGUAAGCACAAAGGACUAUUCUAAAGGUACCUCAGAUUCUUUAUCUAUAGAUAAGCGAGACGGUACUUUGAAGCGGACUGAUCAACUCUCGCAUUUCAAACCGAGAGAGAAUCUUGUUAAUACCUUUGGUGAAUCACACAAGACCAAUAUAGUACAGUUGGAAUUCAGAUCUGAUUCUCAAGUUGAUUGCACUGUCUUUUCUGGAUCUGUCAUAGAUGUUGAUGAUGACUCCCAGGAAGACAAGACGUGUAAAUCAUCACAAACAGGAGAAAUGGCCCACAGUGAUGAAAUAUCAGAGACUUCCAUGGUCGAGUAUGUAUCUGAAAUGGACAUAUCUCCUGAUGAUGUUGUCAGAAUGAUUGGACAAAAACAUUUCUGGAAAGCAAGACGAGCUAUUGCCAACCAGCAGAGAAUGCUUGCAGUCCAAGUAUUUGAGUUGCAUAGACUACUCAAGGUCCAGAAACUGAUAGCUGCUUCGCCAAAUGUGAAUCUCGAAGAUAAUGCUUAUUUAGGCAAACCUGUAAAGAGGUUGUCUGCUAAAAUAAUUUCUUUGGAGCAUAGUGUCAAAGCACCUGAAAUUGUUUCGCGGCCAAAGAAUGAUUCAGGGAAACCUAAAGAUAGGAUGGAACGCAAUGCUGAAAAUGAUGUAGGAAAGACAUCUCUUUCUUCAGUACACAAUGGUAGGCAACCUUCUAGCUGCAAUCCACUUUCAGGAAAACAACUACCAACACCUGUAAAACAUGAUUCCCUUAUGAGUCCUUGGUACUUCAAUCAACCUCCGGGGCACCAAUGGUUGAUACCCAUGAUGUCUCCUUCUGAAGGACUCGUGUUCAAGCCACACUCUGGACCUGCAGUCAUGAGUCCAGUAUACGGAGGUUGUGGACCCCCAGGGUCGACUCCAAUGAUGGGAAACUUUUUAGCUCCAGCAUAUGGACUUCCCUUUGCGCCUCCGACUGGUCAUGGCUACUUUCGUCCCUUUGGCAUGCCAGUUAUGAAUCCGGCAAUCCCAUCUCCAGCUCAAUAUCAAUCGAACCAGGUUGCUGCAUCGCAUUCUAAAGGUCAGUUAUCGGGAGGGAGAGCUAGUUUUAACGUUCAACACCAGAACUCAAGUAAUGCUGGGAGUGAGAAUGAUGGAACCAUGCCAGAAGGUGUGAGAUUGUACCCCUCUAGAGAUUCUGAGUUGCAGGCCAGUACUGCAAGUAGUCCGAGUGAAAGAAUUCGUGCAGUAGACAUGGGCAACUCCACAAGAGGAAGAAGUGCAUUUCAUCACUUCCCAACUUCUCCAGCUGUUGACAAUCCCGUUCUUAGGCCUCAGCCUCAUUUUCCUCAACGCCCUGCCCUAGCAAUCAAAGUUACACCUCACAAUGCCCGAUCAGCUACAGAAUCUGUUGCUCGGAUUUUUCAGUCCAUACAAGACGAGAGAAAACAGUAUUGAUUCAGAUUUUUAAUCCAGGAUGAUGAGUUUUUUGGUCUAUUUGUUGUUACCUCUUUGACUGUAUUGUUGUAAUUGGAUUUCUAACUCAGCUGGUGAGCCACGUUAAAGGUAACUACUUUGUGUUGCACCCCUAUCUUUAAAGGGUGAACAGCAACAACAACAUAUCCAGUGAAAUUCCAGCAAGUGAGAUUUGGGAAGGGUAGGUGUAUCCAGACCUUACCACUACCUAAUGGAGGUGGAAAGGCUAUUUCCGAAAGACGCUCAGCCCUAUCUUUAGAGGGUGAGGGUGGCUAAUUUUUGAUGUUGUAAUUCUGAACUCGUUAUGUGUUUGGGUGAUUUGUUCUGCAUUAGCUCCUUGGUCUUGAGAUACUGGGAAGUAUGGCAAACUACUCUACAUUGUUACUUUUUUUUUUUGUUUAACAAUCUGAU
This is a messenger RNA of Solanum stenotomum, 3010 nucleotides long. Its product is annotated as protein HEADING DATE 3B-like. Gene Ontology annotation, biological process: regulation of photoperiodism, flowering. Bases 752 to 2581 code for a protein of 609 amino acids. Lineage: Eukaryota; Viridiplantae; Streptophyta; Magnoliopsida; Solanales; Solanaceae. The record is from RefSeq and is a predicted model, not a curated record. The transcript has 5 exons.